Messenger RNA from Mesocestoides corti, 172 nucleotides. NCBI's taxonomy places the organism in Eukaryota, Metazoa, Platyhelminthes, Cestoda, Cyclophyllidea, Mesocestoididae. The record is from the annotation of a GenBank genome assembly.
GAAUGCCGAGCUGAAACGCCCAUUAAGCCGCGAGAAUUGGUCCGAUGCUUGGAGUGUGGCCACCGUGUUCUCUACAAAAAACGAUCAAAUCGAAGUAAGCACAUCGUCUUCGAGGCUCGGUAGCCGUUUGGAUACCAAAUUCUACUCAACUUGUGUAAAUAAAUUCAAAUAA